CUCUUUUUUUGUCACACCCACCAUUUUAUUCCCUUCAUCGCCUUGCGCUGAUCUCCUCCGAUUAGCCUUGUCUCUUUCCUCACGCUCGAUUGCUCUUUCAUCACUUCAUACACCUACUCUCUCUCUCUCUCUCUCUCUCUCUCUACUGUAAGGUCUCCUAAAAAGGUUACAAGAAGGUACCUAGAGGGGAAAGGAAGGUGACAGAGAGCUCGAUCUGGUUGCAGCAAGAUGAAGCAUGGCCUGUUUCUUCUGUGAAAAUUUAGAUCUUUUUGACCCGCAGAAGGAAAAAAACCAAGACGAAUAGCGGUUUCGCAGUAGCGAGAAGGAAAAAGAUUGCCUGUUGAAGGAAUCGAAGGAAGGAAGAGCGAAUGAUUCACCGUCCUACCAAGUAAAUAAAGGAAGCAUCUUUUCUUCUACUAUCAUCAUUUCCUUUCAUAAAAGAGCAAUUUUGGAGAUCACCCAUUCAUUUCAUCCUCGUUCAACUCGCGACAACAAAAGAGGAAAAAAAAUCUUCUUUUUUUUCUUCGCCGGAGAAGAAGAAGAAAGAUGGCAACCAAAUGGUGGGAGCGCGUUGAUGUUCCGGGGAUAACUGGGAUUGAAUCCACAGGUGGAACCAGUGGCCCCGGAGGCGCUCACCACCACCUUCUCCGUUCAUCUCAGCCGCCACCUACUCUAGAUCUACAAAAACUAUCUCCAGAACAGAGUCCCAAACACGAAACACCCGCCGCUGCACCUCCCAGCGAAGAUCAGCUUCCGUUGAGCACCGGAAGCACGAAGCGGCCACGCGGCCGGCCACCGGGGUCAAAGAACAAGGAAAAGCCGCCGAUCAUCGUCACACGCGACAGCCCGAACGCGCUGCGUUCUCACGUGCUAGAGAUCGCUGGCGGGGCUGACGUGGCGGAGAGUUUAGCUGACUACGCUCGGCGGCGCGGAAGGGGAAUCUGCGUUUUGAGCGGUGGUGGAGCGGUGGUCAACGUGGCUCUCCGGCAGCCGGGUGGGGCUCCGGCGGCGGUUUUAAGGGGAAGGUUUGAGAUAUUGUCGUUAACAGGGACAGUGUUACCUCCGCCUGCUCCACCGGGAUCUGGGGGGCUGACCGUGUUUUUAGCCGGCGGGCAGGGGCAGGUAGUGGGAGGCAGUGUGGUGGGGCCCUUGAUGGCGGUGGGACCGGUGGUUUUGAUGGUGGCUUCGUUUUCUAAUGCUGUGUAUGAAAGGUUACCGUUAGAAGCAGGACGAGGCGGCGCCGCCGCCGCCUGCGGCGACAUCGCCGUCGUCGGGGGGGACGAGCGGGGAAGGGCGUCGGGAGUGACGAGCGGUGAAGGUGGAGGAGGCGGAGGGGUUCCUUUUUAUAAUUUGGGGAGUUAUCAGAUUGGAGGAGGAGAGGGGUAUAUGUGGGGCGGAGAGGGAAGCGGUGGAGCAAGACCUCCAUUUUGAUUAAUUUACUUUCUACUUUUCAUUUCAUCAUCUUCUUCUUCUUCUUCUUCUUCUGGUUCUUCGUACAAUCAUAUGUGAUCUUCAAAGUAAGGUUCUGCUUCAAGAUUAAAAUGGUUUAUUCGGAUUAGAACAUUUGUGGAACCGGAGAGGCCUAGCUUUUUGUUUCAAGUUUGUCGUAAAUCCAUUUUCGGCUAUAUAUUAUACUGAUCAUCUUAUAUAAUUUUUGUCCUUUUUGCUUGGUGAAGAUUACAUGAUUUGUGGAUGUAUUGAUUGUUAUGUCUUGUAAUUCGA
Molecule: messenger RNA, 1722 nt
Organism: Phalaenopsis equestris
Lineage: Eukaryota; Viridiplantae; Streptophyta; Magnoliopsida; Asparagales; Orchidaceae
Product: AT-hook motif nuclear-localized protein 29-like
Biological process (GO): vegetative to reproductive phase transition of meristem
Cellular component (GO): nucleus
Molecular function (GO): minor groove of adenine-thymine-rich DNA binding; DNA-binding transcription factor activity
Source: RefSeq, a predicted model, not a curated record